Messenger RNA from Musa acuminata AAA Group (dessert banana), 1670 nucleotides. RefSeq lists its product as uncharacterized. Lineage: Eukaryota; Viridiplantae; Streptophyta; Magnoliopsida; Zingiberales; Musaceae. The record is from RefSeq and is a predicted model, not a curated record. The coding region runs from base 1 to 537 and encodes 178 amino acids. The transcript is spliced from 5 exons.
AUGUUGGAUCGCAGUGCAUUGAUUGACGUGCAAUUUGGUUACAUCACAGUUCACAGUUCAAUACAAUUCGAUAAUUUGGACGGCUACAGUGAAGAUAAGGCAGCUCAUGCAACAUCUGCGGGCUUUUUGUCUACUAGUAUGUGUGCAUGUAUGUCCAUCAAUGUAUACAUGUCCAUGUAUAAGCCCAAACGAACAAAUCCCAGGAACACUGGCCCGUUCCCGUUUCAACGCCAUUGGAAAACGCUGUCCGAUCUGUUGGGCGAACAAGAAGCCCUAGUCGACGAGUCCGUCUCUUUCUCGUGCAUCGAUCCGAUUCAAGUUCCCCAAGUGCGAAUCAUGGAUUUGGAGCGCUCGGUAAUGGCUCACGGCAAGGCGGCACCUGCUGUCCAGGCUUCCUUCCUCGCCGGUAUCUCCUUAACCCUUCUAUUCCCUCUGCUGGACUUCUACGACUUUUUGCAUGGAUCAUUCACUGAAUUGUUUUCUGUUUCUCUUGAGGAGGAAUCUGGAGUAGGAGGUGGAUUGCUUGUGGGUUCUUAAGAGACCCUAAGAGGUUAUGAGGAGGCGUUGACCCUUUGUGGACGGAUGCGCAAGAGUGCCGUACGACUUAGGCAAAUCCAACUAAAUCUAUGACAAAUUGCAUGAAAGACAUUCCUUACUGUUUUGCUAUUGAUUAAAGAUUGUUAUACCAACAAUGGGUUUUCCUUGAUGCAAGCAAUCUCAUCAGCCUGGAGGUGGCACUCAUCCAGAUCUUAAGCACUUCCAGGGACCUGAAUACAUAUAGAUGACUAAUGGAAAACUUUGAAGGUUCAGGACAUCAACUAGGGGAGAGGCUCUGGUGCAUGCUUCUGUUGAGAGAUGCAGUUUCUUUUCAGUGAUGCUGCAGCCUGUUUUGUAGAUCAGAAUACCUUCGUUUGUGUCACUGAGAAGAUCAAGCUGAGCUUGAACCUAAGCUUCCACAAUGGCACAGGAGAAAAAAGUUACUUACUACUCUCUCAUUUUGUCACCUCAAAUAAUCCUGGAAGUCAGUUGGACAUCAACAGCAGCACACAAUAUGGUGACUAAUAACGCCCAUCAAAUCUGUAUUUGCCAAGCUAAUGGGAGAGGUAACAACUCCAUUCAUAAGACACCGAGUUAUCAUCAAUUACUGUCUUGGUAUAUAUCUUGUGGACAGUAUAUAAAUAUGUGUGUUGAAAGUAUGUAAUCUCCUACUUAUCGUGAGGUAUCGUGGAAGCCGUGUUGACCCGGGGUUCCAAGAAAUGGCAAGCGCUCGCAUCUUAUCUACACGUGGCGGCAGUGCACGGUGCGCUGGGUCAACUCCUCCACCUUGCAGCACUCACCAACAUCACAGAGCUGUUGUCGCCACCAUAUAUGCCCUGCACUGUGCCCGCGUCUCCUCCUCUUUCUUCCUCAGCCUUCUCUUCUGAUGCCCGUCGUUCCAAGAUUCACUUAAAACAUUGUCAUCGUUAUUACAUGCAUGCAUGUAACUUUUCUUUACUUUUUAUCCUCGGUUAGCGGUAGAAAAGAAAAGACUCGAUUGGUAUGUAGAUUGAAGUCAGUGGUGACGAUUAAGACGUCCAAUAUCGUACAUUAGGUAUGGACGAAACGGAGGAUGAUACGGCGUGUUUAGUAAAUGAUUUUGACAUUUCCGUGGCCGUUCUGCCCAUUGUUAA